AUGUCAGGAGGAGCACAGCAACAAGGGGUGAGCCUCGACCAGCUGAGUGCUCAACAGCUCACGGCCGUCAAGAAGCAGCUGGAUGAGGAGGUCGAGCACCUUACCACGUCUUUUGCACAGCUUCAGGCUGCACAGAUUAAGUUCAAGGACUGCCUGCGUUGUGUGAAGACCCAAGGUGGCACACAAGACAAGAAAGAGAUCCUAGUACCCCUGACAAACUCGCUGUAUGUCAAGGGAAAUAUCUCAAGCCCUGAUCGAGUGCUGGUAGAUAUAGGCACAGGCUUCUACGUGGAGAAGAGUGUGAAGAGUGCCGCAGAGUUUUACGAGGGCAAGGUUAAGGAUCUCGCUGGCAACAUCACGGACCUGGAAUCCAUCAUUCAGAACAAAUCAAGUUCGUUGAGGGCUGUUGAAGAAGUCCUCAAGCAAAAGAUUCUCGCACAACCACAACAGCCUUCAUCAUGA
Molecule: messenger RNA, 462 nt
Organism: Diaporthe citri
Lineage: Eukaryota; Fungi; Ascomycota; Sordariomycetes; Diaporthales; Diaporthaceae
Exons: 5
Coding region: 1-462 (153 amino acids)
Biological process (GO): protein folding; regulation of DNA-templated transcription
Cellular component (GO): prefoldin complex; cytoplasm
Source: RefSeq, a predicted model, not a curated record